AUGUCGACUCUUACUUGUCACACUAUUGUCGAAGCUCAUUCCUCCUCUUCUGGUACCCAUCGACGACCUAAUGUUGACCAUCACCAGCUGCAUAAAUCGUCUCGACAACAACAACAACAGCACUCGUUGCCUAUCAAUAUCAAACGCAGCAAGCAUCCAGCCCGAACGCCAAGAUCACCUGAAGGUGUAGCCGACGACUACUUUGGUCUUAAUGUAGCAUCGACUUCAUCCACAGGAGGAGAGAGUGAUUACCAAGUGGUUCUCGAAGAUGGUACAUUACAAAGACGCACCGUAUCCUUGACUACAAUGGUAACUGGAUCCUACUCGUCAAUUAUGGAUUACUAUCAGCGUUACAGUGAUCGAUCCUUGCUUUCACCAUCAUCAGCUACUACUCUCGAAAGACAUUAUGAUCAUCAUGAAUCAACACCCUUGCUUGGAGGACAAAGAAAGCGGCUUGACCUUAGCUCAGAUGAUGACGACGACGAUGAUGACAAUGAUGACCGCCACCAUGACAACAACACUAUCCAUCGCAACAAGAGGAAGAAGAUAUCAUGGCGAUUGAGUUAUGCCCAAAAACGAGUGAUCAAAUGCAGCGUAGCGUAUAUGCUCGGUUCGCUUUUUACGUUUGUUCCGAUAUUGAAUCAGCUUGUGGGGGGUUCGAUGGCAGCAAGCCAUUUAGCAGCUACAGUGACCGUAUUCUUCAAUCCUGCAAAGACAAUCGGCGGCAUGGUGGAAGCAGCAGGCUAUGGAUGGCUAUUUACAGUGUGUGCCUUGAUCCUUUGCAUGAUCAGCCUUUGGGUGAAUGAUCUUUUGUUGAACGAUGGCCGAUACCUUUUAAGUUAUGGGUUGACCUUGGGUGUCUGGAUCGGUGUCAGCUCCUUCGUCAUUGCUUACUUUAAGGGUCUCAUGAACAAACCCAGCACGGGAACAGCAUCGGCUCUUGCCUUCAUCAUUAUCCUAUCCACACUUGUCAGAGAGGCUUCUCCGGAUCGCAAUGAUUAUAGCUUCACGCUCAUUCAACAUCUAUUUGUACUUGUGGCUAUCGGCACCAUCAUAUCAAUAGCUGUUUGCUUAGUUUUGUGGCCUGAGACGGCUACCAAAAAGCUAAAAGCUGAUAUCCACAACAGCCUCAUGUCAAAUCGCGUCUUGCUCAAGUUGCUUACAAAGACCUUUCUUUUGGAUGCUGAUCUACCAAGUUUUACGGCAAACAAAAAGCUACAAGAAGCGAUCAAAGCGCAACGUGCCGGAUUUGCAGCCAUGAAAAAGUCAUUGUCGGAUGCCAAAUUGGAAUUUCAACUUGUGGAUGGAUAUGAUGAGAUUGUUGCCAGCCUUCAACGUCUUGAAAGACACGUGGGUGGUCUUCGUAGCAGCUGUGGUCUUCAAUUUGAAGCAAUGAGGAUGCGAAAUCCCAAUGAUAGUACGACAACGACAUCAUGGAAUGUUACUACGAGUGAUCAACGACGCAAAUUUGAGCAUGAAUUACGCCGAGAGCAAAGUUGGCAGAGCAACAACAACAACAACGAUACCACCAUAGCCGAUAACGAUGAGGAGAAUGGUGGAGGUGGAGGAGGAGAAUUAUUGGAAUUCAUAAAGACCGUGCGUGCACCCAUGAAAUCAUUAGCGUAUACAUGCAAGCAAACCAUUGUUCAACUCCAAUCGCAAUUUGACACUAUGCAACGCCGCCCUAUCUCUUUUCGCCUCUUACGACAAAAUUUGACAGUGGCCAUGGCGCUUUUUGAAGAAUCUUUGCAUCAUGCAUUGUCCCAUAUGUAUCGUCGAAGCAACAGCGCUGAAUUGCAUGUACAACUUUUGAAGGAAGUUCCAGUCGACAAUAUCUAUUUGGUCUACUUUUUUGUAUUUUGUCUACUCGAGUAUGCCAAAGAGCUUUCUAUUCUUGUGCAAUGCGUUGAAAACAUCAUUGAGCCCACGAGUAGCAGUACAACCGCCAUGAACAAGCAAUCGACACGACCCAUGGCCACCGAUACGGAUGAACCCUUUGCUGUACCCAACAACCAUAAUACGCUCAAUACCUUGCAUACACCUACGCCAAGCACACAACGACACAAAUUCAGUGUGAGGUUAUGGGGCUUCUUUUCUUGGUUUCGACAACAUACGGUGCGUUUUGCAGCCAAGAAUAUGAUAACAGCCAUUGUCCUAUCAUCCUUUGCAUUCAUCCCUCAGACACAACCUUACUUUUACAAGUAUCGCAUGGAGUGGACAUUGCUUACAGUGAUGACCUUAUUAUCUCCAACCAUGGGUGGAACUAAUCUUACGGCGGUUUUACGAGUGCUUGCAACGAUAGUUGGAUGUGUGGUGGCUGCUAUUACUUAUACACUGUUUCCAGCGCAGCCUGUGGUGCUGGCUUUAUUGUCAUGGAUCUAUUCGCUACCCAGUUUUUGGAUUAUCUUGUAUCACAAGCAUGGACGCUUUGGCCAAGUGGCGUUAUUGGCAUACAAUCUUGUGGUACUCUUUUGCUACAACCAUCGUAAUGACGAGAUGAUGGAUUUUGACGUGAUGGAAUUGGCAAUCGUGCGGUGCAUUACGGUGUCUUUGGGCGUUGUCUUUGGAUUGGUGGUGACAGCCUACAUUUGGCCUUAUUCAGCACGUGUUGAACUAAGAAAGGGAUUAUCGGACUUGCUUAUUCGGCUAUCAUGGGUAUACAAGCAUCUAUCAAUGACACAAGACCAACGUGAAAUGCUUCAUCAUCAAACGGAGUGCCAGCAAUCACUUAUCCACUUGCGGGAUCUUUUAGUACACGCACCAAGUGAGCCAAGACUAAAAGGAACCUUCCCUGCAGCAGCCUAUGAUACCCUGCUCACAACAUGCCAAAACAUUAUGGACAAGUUUGUUUCGCUUGGCAUUGUCGUAGCCAAAAGAGAAACCCAAAUCCACCUUGUGCUUCUGGAAGCUAGCACCGAAUACAAGGAAAUGGUCGGCAACUCACUCUUAUACUUUUACGUUCUUGCAUCAGCAUUACAACUCAAAACGCCUUUGCCACCUUAUUUACCACCCGCCGAAAGAGCUCGCAAGCAACUCAUGCUCCAACUACAAGAUACAUCUUUGCAUUCGGAAGGACAUUACAUGAUUUACUAUGCUUAUCUGGUGCUCAUGGAAGAUGUCAUUCGUGAUCUUGAUUCGCUUGGUAAGGUGAUGAAGGACUUGUUUGGAGCACUGAUACCAGAUAAUCAAUGGGCAGAAUACUUUACAAGGCAAAUCGCUUAG
Molecule: messenger RNA, 3222 nt
Organism: Lichtheimia ornata
Lineage: Eukaryota; Fungi; Mucoromycota; Mucoromycetes; Mucorales; Lichtheimiaceae
Exons: 6
Coding region: 1-3222 (1073 amino acids)
Source: RefSeq, a predicted model, not a curated record